AUGGCAAAUAAACGCGGCGCCUGUGGUCGUUUUGCUUCUACAGUGGACUCGAUAAAGUGCUCAAGUUGCACUAAUUUAUUUCAUCGCAAAUGUGCUAUUAUUCCUAUUGACGGCCGAAUAUCAAAUAAAUGGCAAUGCAGCGGUUGUAAGGCAAAAAAUGUAUGUGCGAGUGGGGUGAACACAAUUGCUACGCCUAGUUCGUGUAGCUCGGGCGGCACGGACACAGAGUUCGGCGAUGCACAGCUUGGAUCCGACGAUAGAGGGCGCUGUGAAACUAAUGUCGACUUAGCAAACGAGCUAAAAUUAAUACGCGAGCAGUUGACUACUAUUGCCCGCGAAAUGGUAUCUUUUCGCCAUGAAAUCACUAACAUUAAUUCUAAUAUUAGUGAAAUAAGUAACAGGGUUAGCGACGUCGAGAAAAGGAUCGCAUGUCUUGAGCAGCAGGCAACGGACUUGCCGAGUCAACCCGGAGGGUCCAAGGUCGAAGAUAGCAUAGCGGAGUUAAAGUGUCGACUUAACGAGCGUGAUCAAGAAUUACUUUUAAACGAUCUGGAAAUAUCUGGUGUAAUAGAACAGAAGGACGAAAACCCCUUGCACCUCGUCACUAUGCUUGCGGCUAAAAUUGGCACUGAAUUGGACGAGCGCGAUGUUAAAGACCGACCAGGACAAGCAAAUUUUCUUCUCGAACUCGAGCGGCUACGACGCGAAGCUGUUCCCUCAUCAGAUGAAAAUGCUACGGCUAAGGAUGCGGUGCCACAAGUUGCAGAACAACCCGCACCCGUGGAUGCAGCCGUGAAUACCCCAGUGGUGGCUGAUUCAAAUGAUUCGCCCAGGAAAUAUAAAUAG
This is a messenger RNA of Parnassius apollo (apollo), 846 nucleotides long. The record is from the annotation of a GenBank genome assembly. NCBI's taxonomy places the organism in Eukaryota, Metazoa, Arthropoda, Insecta, Lepidoptera, Papilionidae.